Messenger RNA from Acaulospora morrowiae, 1701 nucleotides. The record is from the annotation of a GenBank genome assembly. NCBI's taxonomy places the organism in Eukaryota, Fungi, Glomeromycota, Glomeromycetes, Diversisporales, Acaulosporaceae.
AUGUUCAAUGCUUUUGAAGGGAGCGGAUUUAAUUAUUUUUCUCAAACUUUGGUACACAACUGGGAUUCACUAGACUAUCAUAUUUUUUGGAAAAGAACCAUAUCAGCCACACUAAAUAAAGCAACGGUAUCAAGAGUAUUUAGCGAUCAAAUCGAAUGGUUGAUAGCAAACGGAACCGAAAGCGGACAGGAGAAGGCAAAAUAUCUAAAGAACCAAUUUAAAGGACCCGUGGGACUUCGUCUCCUGCACGGCACUCCUGCUGCAAUCCUUGCAACCACAUUGCAAUAUAUCGAUUCACAGAAAGGUGGUCGAAUAUAUCUUUUCUGGAAAGAAGAAAUGCAUGCUAAAAAACUUAACAACAUCGAAAAAGAUGCCUCUAUUAAGAUUCAUAACCUCCAGGCACAACAUCAUAUUUCCGUUGCAAAUCGUAUACUUACAAGAGGAAAUGACACAUUAGAAACAAUCCCUCUUAAUGAAGCGAGAAUGUUUGUGGUUAAACAAUCUUCUCUUUGCCUUUUAAAUGUCAAGCAGAUAAGAGAUGACAAUGUCGAUGAUACUUAUUCCAAAGAAUCUAUUUCGAAAAAGGUUGAUGAAAAUACGGUCCAUGAAAAUAAAAGAAAAAGGGUCGAAGACGAGGUGGACUAUGAUGGAUUGUCGUUACUAUUUGAUGAAUUAAGUGAAAAUAACUUAGUAGACAGUAUUGAUGAAAGGAUUCUUGAGGAAGAGAACGUAUUACCACAAGCAAGAGGUAAUAGCGACUCGAAGGAACAACAGAAAAAUAUAGAGGGAAUUCUGGACUUAACCAAAGAAAGCUUAUACGAUUGUAAACAACUCACAGAAAAGGACAUAAUGCAAAUUUCCCAAGAUUUUGCCGACAAAAUUUCCUGGAAAACAAUGCCCCCAGAAAGGAAUAUACGAGAAUAUUUUGAUAGUAAUUGUGAAAAAAAAAUAGAUGAUAAUCAUGGUAUUGGAAAAUUAGAUGUAAAUGUCAAAUUUAUAAAGAGUGGUGUAUAUAGUUUUCAAGGAAUGAUGACAGAAGAGGAACUAAAAAUGAGUUCAACGUUCCCACUAUUUCGCGGGGUGUUUACAUCCAACAAUAUUAAAAACGCUUGGGGGGAAAUCCAAGCUCUACCUACAAAUUAUGCACGUAAUGAAAAAGGGAAUCCAUUUAAAAAAGCAAGAAUAGGAAGACGCGUAGAUAUGAAAAGUACUCUGAUCAAAACGUCUAAUAAAUUCGAAAUUAUUUAUGGUGAGGUAUCAGGAGGGUUGGGUCCGCUUGGAAUACCCACUGCCUGUCGUAAAAAGCGAUAUCUUGACAAGGUAAAACUCAUGAUAAUAAUGCGAGACAGCAUAAAUAAACUUCUAAAAGAAUGUAAGCACAUAUCAUUCGAGAAGCGUACAAAUUUGAUCGUAUAUGGAUGGCUCCAAAUAGGUCUAGAACUAAACUUCUAUGCCAUGGACUGGUCAGGAGCCGGUAUAUAUAGAUUUGGGCUAAUCGAUCAAUGUAGAUUACCGUCUGAUGAGGAUGAAUUUGGGAUACUUGAAGACGCGUACUGUAUCCUCAAAUUGCUUGAAAAUAAAUCACUUGAAAUCGAGAAAGUAGUCAAAAAAUUAUUUUUAGAAAACACAAAAGGGAAACGACGGCGAAUUGCAACCGAAACUGAAGCUGAAUUGAAUGAAAAUCGUUCACCUGUAAGAUAA